Cadophora gregata is the source of this 835-nucleotide messenger RNA. RefSeq lists its product as uncharacterized. The record is from RefSeq and is a predicted model, not a curated record. The transcript is spliced from 2 exons. Lineage: Eukaryota; Fungi; Ascomycota; Leotiomycetes; Helotiales; Ploettnerulaceae. The coding region runs from base 99 to 758 and encodes 219 amino acids.
GUGAGUUAUUAAGCCUUUCGUCCGUUAUUAAUUAAUGAAUAAAGGUGGUGUUAAUAACCCAUUAAAAUAUUAGCCUUAACGCAACCCUAGUUAGAGCCAUGAUUUCUACCCCAGUCGAAACUAAUGGUACCAUCGCCACACCCGCCAAUAUCACCAACCUCGAAUGCACCCUCUCCAUCCACGACCCCAAAUGGAAACCCGCACCCUGGCCCAUCGACGACAAUGGCAACGAUGUCGUCUUCUCAGUCUGGGCUCCUCUGAUGGUAGGAUUCAUCCUGGAAGUCACCCCCUCCGAAUAUCCCUUCCAACUCACCAAAGUCCUAAACGCCAUGUCCAUGCUCUCCGGCAGCGGCAACAUCCGAACUCUGGAUAAAUCAGACGUAAUCUCAUUCGGCGCCGGAGAAACAUACGGAUGUCAGAUUCCCAAUACGCGGAUAGACAUGUCUGUAUACGUUAUCACUCUGGUACUGGUGGCAUUGUUCCUACUCAUGCUGGCGAUUGAUCUGUAUGAUGUGGUGAGGAAUAAAUUCGAUAAAAGACAUAAGGACGUGGAGAAGAUGCCGUUUGAGAUCCUGGACUGGCAAGUUGCGCUGGUGGAGAAGAUGACGGGUGAUAGCAUUUCGAGGACGAGACAUUUGGCGAAAUACGAGUAUUUUUGGGAUGAGAGGAGUGGGACGUCCUAUUGUAGGAGGAUUGCAAAGCGAGGAAGUGUUUAUGAGGCUGUUGAGAAUCCCGGGGAGAAUGGCUAUCGGUGUUAGAAAUAAGUGGCCGAUCAAGGCAGGACGCGACGCUGUAAUGAAUGCGCUGUUUUUAUCGCAACUUAAGAGAAAAGCAU